Molecule: messenger RNA, 603 nt
Organism: Saitoella complicata NRRL Y-17804
Lineage: Eukaryota; Fungi; Ascomycota; Saitoellomycetes; Saitoellales; Saitoellaceae
Product: ubiquinone biosynthesis protein coq7
Exons: 1
Coding region: 1-603 (200 amino acids)
Biological process (GO): ubiquinone biosynthetic process
Cellular component (GO): mitochondrial inner membrane
Molecular function (GO): 3-demethoxyubiquinol 3-hydroxylase activity
Source: RefSeq, a predicted model, not a curated record
AUGAAGGCUGUCCGUUACAACUCCACAUCACCAAAGGCUCCUAGGCCAGAGGAGCCACUGAGCAAGAAAGACCUUCAGACACUCGAACGCAUCCUCCGUGUCGACCAAGCCGGUGAACUUGGCGCAAACGCAAUCUACCGCGGUCAAUAUGCCGUCCUCCGCAAGGAUCCAAAAGUUGGACCUGUGAUUGAGCAUAUGUGGGAGCAGGAGAAGCAUCAUUUGAAAACAUUCGAUGGACUCAUCGCCAAGCAUCGUGUCCGACCAACGGCGUUGACGCCACUAUGGUACGCAGGAGGAUGGGCGAUGGGUGCAGUCACGGCUGCUAUGGGUGUCAAAGCCGCCAUGGCAUGUACGGAGGCUGUGGAGACUGUCAUUGGUGGACACUACAAUAAUCAGCUACGAGACACGAUGCAUCUUGAUAACUCGUCAAAUGAGUUGACAGAGCUGCGGAAGACGCUGAGACAAUUCAGAGAUGACGAGCUGGAGCAUCUCGAUACGGCGGUAAAUGACUGGGAGGCAAAGGACGCUGCGGGACAUCCGAUAUUGACGGCGGGGAUCAAGGGGAUUUGUAAGGCGGCUAUUUGGGUGAGCGAGAGGGUAUGA